GGGAGAGGAUAGAGGGAUAGAGAGAAGGAGAGAGAGGGAGAGAUAGAGAGAGGGAUAGAGAGAGAGAGGUAUGGUGUGAGGGGGUAGAUGGCUGGCCCUGAUGAAGACACACACACACAGGGGUCUCUCUCUAGCAAGCACACACACACUCCUGAUCCUGCUCACCCUCUGUCUCACAGCCCAGGCGCUGGUUCUGCAUGUUCCGGAGGGUUCCUUGCAUGCGGUGGUGCAGGGUUCCGUCCUGCUGCCUGCUGAUGUGUCCAGUUUGGGCCUUCCGCUCGUCUCCUGGAGGGUUGCUACGGCCACGGGUGUGCAUCCCAUAGUUACCUGGCAACCAGGUGUCCCACCCAACGUGUCCUCAGGCUACGAGAGGCGAGUGGAGACGCACACCAACGGCUCCCUCACACUCACACAGCUGCGUCUCCAUGACACCGGAUACUACGUCGUCACGGUUACAGAGUCGUCCGGCAACAGUAAAGAGGCGGGCCUGUUGCUACAGGUGACAGAGGUGCGGUAUGAGGACCUGCAGUAUCUGGGUGUGGUCCUGCUGGUGCUGCUGGCGGUCAGUGGUUCCCUCAUGGUGUCCAUGUGGCUGUUGGAGAGGCUGUAUCGACACCUGAUGUCACGGCAACGCAAAAGACACUCGCCAGAUCUUCAAGUUGAGCUGCAGCCAUUGGAAGCCACACCGAACAGCACCCUGUUUCCAUAGCUACUCGGGUCAAAUAACAAUGUUACAAUUGCUGCUCUGGUCACGCAACAAUGUUACGAUAUGCACUCUGGUCACGCAACAAUGUUACGAUAUCAGUGGGUAGCCACACCCACUGCUACGGCACCGGAAAGCAGUUAGGUGUGUGUGUGUGUGUGUGUGUGUGUGUGUGUGUGUGUGUAUAUAUGAAUGUGUGUGUGUGUGUCUUAAACACACUGACAUCUUGUGUGUGUGACCCUGUAGAAACUGCUCUAUGUUCACUAUUAGCACAUUAGUUAGGACGUGUUUAUGCGUUUAGAUGUGUCACCGUUAGGACGUGUUGAUAUGUUCACUAUUAGCACAGUAGUUAGGAUGUGUUUAUAUGUUCACUAUUAACACAUUAGUUAGGACGUGUUUAUACGUUUAGAUGUGUCACCGUUAGGACGUGUUGAUAUGUUCACUAUUAGCACAUUAGUUAGGAUGUGUUUAUACGUUAACUAUUAGCACAUUAGUUAGGACGUGUUUAUACAUUUAGAUGUGUCACCGUUAGGACGUGUUGAUAUGUUCACUAUUAGCACAUUAGUUAGGAUGUGUUUAUAUGUUCACUAUUAGCACAUUAGUUAGGACGUGUUUAUACGUUUAGAUGUGUCACCGUUAGGACGUGUUUAUACGUUUAGAUGUGUCACCGUUAGGACGUGUUGAUAUGUUCACUAUUAGCACAUUAGUUAGGACGUGUUUAUACAUUUAGAUGUGUCACCGUUAGGACGUGUUGAUAUGUUCACUAUUAGCACAUUAGUUAGGAUGUGUUUAUAUGUUCACUAUUAGCACAUUAGUUAGGACGUGUUUAUACGUUUAGAUGUGUCACCGUUAGGACGUGUUAAUAUGUUCACUAUUAGCACAUUAGUUAGGAUGUGUUUAUAUGUUCACUAUUAGCACAUUAGUUAGGACGUGUUUAUAUGUUCACUAUUAGCACAUUAGUUAGGACGUGUUUAUACGUUUAGAUGUGUCACCGUUAGGACGUGUUGAUAUGUUCACUAUUAGCACAUUAGUUAGGAUGUGUUUAUAUGUUCACUAUUAGCACAUUAGUUAGGACAUGUUUAUACGUUCACUAUUAGCACAUUAGUUAGGACGUGUUUAUACGUUUAGAUGUGUCACCAUUAGGACGUGUUUAUACGUUUAGAUUUGUCAUCGUUAGGAUGUGUUUAUACUAUUUUGAUUUUAAUGUGAUGGGUCUUCCAUCAACCUGUUCUGUGUAUCUGUGUGAUGUCAACAUAGCAAAAGCAACCGUGAGCAAAUAUACCAACAGUGACAGCACAA
Molecule: messenger RNA, 2002 nt
Organism: Alosa alosa (allis shad)
Lineage: Eukaryota; Metazoa; Chordata; Actinopteri; Clupeiformes; Clupeidae
Product: V-set and transmembrane domain-containing protein 5
Exons: 4
Coding region: 101-709 (202 amino acids)
Biological process (GO): positive regulation of excitatory synapse assembly; filopodium assembly
Cellular component (GO): dendrite; plasma membrane; axon
Source: RefSeq, a predicted model, not a curated record